UAUAUAAGACAUUUGGUAUUCGCUUCUUGUGACAUAAUCCGUUUGGUUUUCGUGGAAGAAAGGUAGUCGUAGUAAGUUCAUAGAAAUAUGAAGUACGUUGUGUUUUUGCCUUUUAUGUUUUGUGCAGUGUACGGUGCACCGAAGUUGAGGGUAAUACCUCAUAACCUUCCCCCACCACAACUUAUGACAUUGCCAAGCAACGCUACAAGCAUAAGAACAGACAUCAGCGAUAGCUUUCAAUGUGAUGGAAGAGAUUAUGGAUAUUAUGCCGAUGUAGAUAACGAUUGCCAAAUCUUCCAUGUGUGCCUUCCAAUUACUUACUCAGAUGGUCAUAAUCAGACAUUCAGAUGGAGUUUCAUUUGUCCGGAGGAAACAGUAUUCAACCAAGAAAUUUUCACUUGCACAAGAGCUGAUGAAUCCAUGGACUGCUCCGAUAGUCCGAGGUUCUACGAUUUGAACAGGAAUUUCGGUAAUAUUGAAGACGAAACUGAAACUGAGAGUGCACACAUAGAAGAUCAUCCAGAAGUCUCAGAGGUUGAGCAAGACAUCCAGGUUCCUACUAAUACCAACGCCCAUGUAAAUAUGGGCAGACGAUCUCGUAAAAUUAAGUUAGAUUCAAAACAAUGAAAAAAGAAAAUUUAAUUUCUUCUAUUGAAAGAAUUAAAAGGUGAAUGUUUCAUCGUUAUCUAUUUAAAACCAGUAUUAAAAUCUAAAUUCUAUGAUAUAGACACCUAGGUAUUUGUCAUUCAUAGAAAGACUGAUAAUAUCAAAAUACAUAGUAAAAUAUA
Messenger RNA from Harmonia axyridis, 788 nucleotides. RefSeq lists its product as uncharacterized. Gene Ontology annotation, cellular component: extracellular region. NCBI's taxonomy places the organism in Eukaryota, Metazoa, Arthropoda, Insecta, Coleoptera, Coccinellidae. The transcript has 3 exons. Gene Ontology annotation, molecular function: chitin binding. The record is from RefSeq and is a predicted model, not a curated record. Bases 88 to 627 code for a protein of 179 amino acids.